GUCCUGGACCACUGCCCCAGUCCCAGCCUGGCCCCGGCGGUGGAGGCACCGCUGCUGGUGCCGGAGGCGGUGGAACUGCUGGAGAAGACCCUCCAUCAGGAGGACUACAGAACUUGGAAGAACCUCGGCAUCGCCUGGAACCAGACCAGGGCAGAGUACCCCAACGGGGAGAUGGUACCGCGCUACAUCCCCGUCUUCUCCGACGGGUGGCUGCCCCCACCGGCGGGUCAGUCGCCGGUCACCGCCCGGAGGGCCAAUCCUGCCCAAACGUCCUCCUUCCCCGUCCAGGGGAUGGCGCGAGCCCUGUACGAGUUUCAGGGCAGGAACCCGCAGGAGCUGAGCAGCAGGCUGGGGGACACGCUGCAGGUCCUGGACCAGCGGAAGAAGUGGUGGCUGGUGCAGGACAGUCUGGGACAGAAGGGCUACGUCCCCAGUAACAUCCUGGAGCCGCUGGGGCAGGGGAGGGGGCACAGCCCCAUCCAGGAGAGUCCCCCCAACCUGCACCCCGACUCCUCGCCGGCGGAGGUGACAGCCUGGCUCAACUACAAGGGUUUCUCCAAGAUCACGGUGCGGUGCCUGGGGGUGCUGACGGGGUACCAGUUGCUGGAGAUGAGUUCGGCGGAGCUGCGCGCCGUGUGUCCCGAGGAGUGGCGGCGAGUCCUCUUCAAGCUCUCCUCCGUC
Messenger RNA from Charadrius vociferus (killdeer), 681 nucleotides. Its product is annotated as epidermal growth factor receptor kinase substrate 8-like protein 3. The record is from RefSeq and is a predicted model, not a curated record. Gene Ontology annotation, molecular function: actin binding. The transcript has 7 exons. Gene Ontology annotation, biological process: regulation of Rho protein signal transduction; positive regulation of ruffle assembly; Rho protein signal transduction. Gene Ontology annotation, cellular component: plasma membrane; vesicle; ruffle membrane. NCBI's taxonomy places the organism in Eukaryota, Metazoa, Chordata, Aves, Charadriiformes, Charadriidae. The annotation marks the transcript as partial.